UUUCUUUAUUUAUAAACCCUAAUCACCACUCUCACCACCAACUGUUCCAUUACAGCCGCCAUUGACACUCAAAUGGCUCACUUGCAGGUCACUUCAUCUUCAACAAAACCGCUAGUUCACGCCCUAAACUCAGAGUGUAAAUUAGGAGCUAAAGAAAGUGAGUUUCGUGGAGUUGCGUUUGUUCAUCGUAGCAAUAGGAAUGUUUCUCUGACGUGUAAAGCUAAUGUUCAAGAAAUUCGAGCAGUAAUGGCGAGUGAUAAAGAAACAGAUGCAUCAAAUGCUACCAAGGGAAGAGGUCUACGUGGCAAAUUGAACAAAGUUGUUCUAGCCUAUAGUGGUGGGUUAGAUACCUCCGUAAUUGUUCCUUGGCUCAGGGAGAAUUAUGGCUGUGAGGUUGUAUGCUUUACUGCAGAUGUUGGUCAAGGGAUCUCGGAAUUAGAAGGUCUGGAAGCAAAGGCUAAAGCAAGUGGAGCCUGCCAAUUGGUGGUGAAAGAUCUGACAGAAGAAUUCGUAAAGGAUUAUGUAUACCCGUGUUUGAGAGCUGGGGCAGUUUACGAAAGAAAGUACUUGUUGGGUACCUCCAUGGCCCGACCCGUUAUUGCUAAGGCAAUGGUGGAUGUGGCAAAAGAAGUUGGAGCGGAUGCUGUUGCCCAUGGAUGCACAGGAAAGGGAAACGAUCAGGUGCGGUUUGAGCUGACAUUCUUUUCUCUCAAUCCUGAUCUCCAAGUUGUGGCUCCGUGGAGGGAAUGGGAUAUAACAGGUAGGGAAGAUGCUAUUGAAUAUGCCAAAAAACACAAUGUUCCCGUCCCAGUCACAAAGAAAUCCAUCUAUAGCAGAGACAGGAACCUGUGGCAUCUUAGUCACGAGGGGGAUAUCUUGGAAGACCCUGCGAACGAGCCCAACAAGGAUAUGUACAUGAUGUCUGUUGACCCAGAAGACGCACCUGACAAACCCGAGUACCUUGAAAUCGGUAUUGUUUCUGGUAUCCCAGUUUCCAUAAACGGGAAAGAACUCUCUCCCGCAUCUCUUUUAACCGAGCUAAACGACAUUGGUGGCCGCCACGGUAUCGGCCGAAUCGACAUGGUGGAAAACCGUCUAGUCGGAAUGAAAAGCCGCGGGGUGUACGAGACCCCUGGCGGGACCAUCUUAGCCGCCGCGUGCCGUGAGCUCGAGUCACUAACUCUCGAUAGAGAAGCCAUCCAGUUCAAAGACAUCAUGGCUCUCAAGUAUGCCGAACUCGUCUAUGCGGGCCGGUGGUUCGACCCACUCCGUGAGUCCAUGGAUGCGUUCAUGGAGAAUAUCACUAAAACCACUACGGGUUCGGUGACCCUUAAGUUGUACAAGGGUUCGGUCAUUGUGGCUAGCCGGAAGAGUCCGUUUAGUCUGUAUCGGGAGGAUAUUUCGUCUUUUGAAAGCGGGCAGAUCUAUGAUCAGGCUGAUGCUGCUGGGUUUAUUAAGUUGUAUGGGUUGCCUAUGAGGGUUAGAGCCAUGCUUGAGAAGGAGCAGGGUAAAUUGUGAAAUGUUGUUGAUUAGGGUUCUUGUUCUUGAAUUGAGAAACUUUAUGGGGUUUAACCACUGAAUAAAUAUCAGAUUGCUAUGUUCCAAGUUACUAUUAAGUAUUUGAGUUAUGAAAUUAUUGUUUCUUUUUAAAA
This is a messenger RNA of Helianthus annuus (common sunflower), 1652 nucleotides long. Its product is annotated as argininosuccinate synthase, chloroplastic. Gene Ontology annotation, molecular function: argininosuccinate synthase activity; ATP binding. The transcript has 9 exons. The record is from RefSeq and is a predicted model, not a curated record. Gene Ontology annotation, cellular component: cytoplasm. Bases 73 to 1518 code for a protein of 481 amino acids. Gene Ontology annotation, biological process: L-arginine biosynthetic process; urea cycle. Lineage: Eukaryota; Viridiplantae; Streptophyta; Magnoliopsida; Asterales; Asteraceae.